AUGAUUUCAAUAACUUUAACCUCGAACGUCUUUUGCGUUCUUCUUUUAAUACAGAGCAUAUCAGCCCAAUGUAUUGGCAGCCGUGGGCCAGCACCACUAGCAUACGCUCCAGAACUUUCUGCUGCAGGAGGGAGUUUUGCUGUCAGAAGUACAUCACCAAUAUCUCCCACAGGCGUUACUGUCCUCUCAGAUCAACUCGCAAUUGAAGGGCCCCUCAUCAUUGAUGGGAAACUUCCUUUCUUGGGGACUGUAGCCUUGGAAGGAUCUUUACCAUCAGCUGGAGCUGGAAAUAUAGCUCAUUCUUGUGGAGGUGCUGUUGGUAUAAGUUCUGAAGUUAUCCCACCGUCAGGAGCUUUUGCUGGAUCUCCAAUUGGCUCGGCUGCAUUAGGUUCUGGAAUGGUUGGACCAUCGCCCUUGGGCCGAGGAUUAGGUUUAGGUGGGCGUAAAUAUUAA
Molecule: messenger RNA, 453 nt
Organism: Arctia plantaginis
Lineage: Eukaryota; Metazoa; Arthropoda; Insecta; Lepidoptera; Erebidae
Source: the annotation of a GenBank genome assembly